AUGGAAAACCAUGACACUCAAAGUGUUGAAGAAGAAACUGAUUUUGAAGGGACAGCUGUGAACACAGGUCCUAAAGGGGUCAUACAGGAUUGGAGAAAGUUUAAGCUUGAAAGUGAAGAUGUGGAAGCUGUGCCACCCAGUAAAAAAGAAAUCCUUCGACAAAUGUCCUCUCCAUACAAGUCACAGAAGAAAGAAGAAAAAGACACAAGAGAAAAAUUCAGUCGUAAGAUGAGCAUGCAAGAGUACGAGUUAAUAAAUGACAAAGAGGACGAGCACUGUCUCAAAAAAUACCGCAAACAAUGUAUGCAAGAUAUGCACCAAAGAUUAAGUUUUGGUCCCAAAUAUGGUUAUCUAUGUGAUCUUAAAAGUGGGGAUGAUUUUUUAGAAGCUAUAGAGAAGGAACGUAAGAGCACUACAGUAAUAGUUCACAUUUAUUCCGAUGAUAUCAAGGGUUGUGAAGCUCUGAACGGCUGUCUAACCUGUCUUGCUAUGGAGUAUCCAACGGUAAAAUUCUGCAAAAUCAAAUCAACCGAUACAGGGGCCGGGGAACGAUUCUCUAAAGACAUUCUACCAACUCUAUUGGUCUACAAAGCUGGUGAGCUCCUCAGCAACUUCAUCAGCGUCACAGAGCAUUUAAAUGAGGAUUUUUUUGCAGUGGAUGUGGAAUCAUUUCUGAAUGAGUAUGGGCUUUUGCCUGAGAGAGAAACCCAAGGAUUAGCCAGUGAUAAGAGAGAGGAAGAUAUUGAGUAG
Molecule: messenger RNA, 750 nt
Organism: Bombina bombina (fire-bellied toad)
Lineage: Eukaryota; Metazoa; Chordata; Amphibia; Anura; Bombinatoridae
Gene: PDC
Product: phosducin
Exons: 3
Coding region: 1-750 (249 amino acids)
Biological process (GO): regulation of G protein-coupled receptor signaling pathway
Source: RefSeq, a predicted model, not a curated record